AGACUAGUUUCUUUGCUUCGUACAUCCACGCAAUGACGCGGUUCUUAUUUAAGAAUUUCUUCCCGAAUGUGUCUUCGCUCUUCGUAAACAGUCGCACCGGGUGGUAAAGAUCGUCUAAUAGAUGCGACUACCAGAAGCGUGAGGACGCAAGGAAAAAAAAAACGACGACGACUCAUAAUCGAGCACAUCACAACAAGUGACUCGUAAGCGAUGAAAUGGUUUAAAAUAAUAAAUAAGUGGCGUACAGACGGUGCAUAACACCACUCGGAGGUUGGGUUGGGGCAAGGAAAGCGUAGCAAGAAAAAUUCAUCUCUGAUCAAGAAAAGCAAUGGAAAAAGGAGAGGCUAGAGUAGCGCGCAUAUCAAAUUCCUGUCACUUUCUCCCGCUUUCACAUUUGGGACAUUUUUUUGUUUGUUUCUUGAACCACCAUUCCCAGCUUGGUUGUGAUCUAUCACAUUCUGCAAAGCAGUCACCACAACACACUGGACGUGUUUUGCUGAAGAAAACUGCAACGAGGAAAAUGAUAGAAAAUGUGCCUCUUUAAGUGUAAAAAAAUACAUCCAAUUCUUUUAACACGGUGCGUAACAUGCAACUGGGCCACGAUCGUUUGCCCCUGCCAAGUGCACGGGAAGAAGAAACUCCGAUCACACCUCACCUCACCCAUGACCUCAUCGCCUCUCCUGGUAGGGUUUAGUUUUUCCAGCCGCUUAACCUGACCUAACCUUUCAGCGUUCUGCUUUGCUUUGGGUUUUCGCUUUUUCCCCAGCGCGCGCGCGAACCGAUGAAGAAGAACGAGGAUUAAAUGGCUCGUGAAGAGAGAGAGGGAGGGGACGGGAGUUUGUCACAGUCGUAUAAUUUGUUGUUUGUAACAACUCGCUUCGUAACGCGCCCAGCAUACCAAGGGGACAAGGGUGCGCGAGAUCACGCGGGAUCGACGAGGAUCGUGUAGAUUGCGCGAAGAACUACGAUCAUCUGCCUGACGGUCUCUACACUGGCGGUGAUGAUCCUGGAUGAUGAAGAUGAUGGUGAAGAGAUGAAGCGAACACGCACGCACACAUGGGACUCGAUCUUCGGGAAAAACCGCGUCCGAACCGAGUGUCUUCCGCCGGUUGGAAGACUCGGGCGAUCCCGCGAACAUCCCGUAGGAAUCACUGACAGCCGAACGAUCGACCGGUACGGACGUGUUUUGCGCUCCAUUUGCUCACCGUGCUGGGCGUUUUUCUGUGCGUGAUUCGUGAUCCAAGAGUGAUCGUGUUGUUUGAGUGCAGUGAUUAGUUCAAGGAUUCUGUUCCCGGUGUUUAUGGUCAAUGUGUGAUUAUCGUUAACUUUGUCGUGGUUAAGUGCAGUGAUUAGAAUGGCUCUUCUAACACCAACAACUCCGUCCUCUUCGGGCGAUCUGUGUGCGGCGAGUUUAAAAUCGUUCGAUCUCAAGCAUGGCUUCUGCCUUCCCGAUGAUACCACGAUGGACGUAUGCUACAGUGCGUUAAGUUGUGGGAUGAGCGAAGGCAAACCUCUGCCGUUCGGUGCUGACUGUGGUCGCGCUACGCUCCAUCAAAGCUACACUCCAAUAUCCGCACCACCUGUCAUAGGAGGAUUUAGUGGAUGUCAGGCGGAAAACGAGUUCCUCACAGAUACAGCGGCUCAGUUCCAGCAACCUCCGCAGGACUCGCUCAAACCGAUGGGCUGCUUCUACACGGCACCCGCCAAAGGGGACGAUCUGUUCUUCAAGUUCGACCCGGAGUACAUCGAAAAGCUGCAAUCGGCUUCCUCGAGUGUGCUGCUCUCGCCAGCGGCCACCAUUGCCAGCACACCGCUCACGUGCCAAAGUUUGCUCAGUUGCGCCAGCAGCAGCAGUUGCACCACGACGACCGAUUAUUACAACUACAACGAGACAAACUGCCAGUCAAAGAAUCAAUCGCCGUGCUCUUCACCGUUUGCCGGCGAUGCGUGGAUCGAUAAUGGAUUUACUCUGAAUCUGAUGAAUCUGAACGGGCCCGGCAGUUGCUCACCGAAACGAUCGAACGUGGAACUGAUGGCGACGGCGAAACCUGCCGGCACACCGUUGCCCUCGAUCAGGAGCGCUUUCGGCGGUACGAUCAGUGGACAGUUUGAGUGUGUCGCAUCGAAACCCGAUCUUGCGUCCGGUGUUGAGCCCUCGAUGAACUACAUCAUGGACUUCCUGGAUAGCUCCUUCCUGGAGCAGUACGGCAACGACAAUAGGGCGGACAGUUGCUGCAACACCGUGGAGACCUGCGAUACGGCGCUGGUGAUAGGCCAGGACGCGUACAGCUACUCCGCCGACAAUUACUACAAACCGAUCCAGGGUGCGGAGAAACCGAACCGAGAGUUUAAGGACAUCUGGAGAGGUGCGGCAAGCCUUUCGCCGGCGUCCACGCCCCUGUCGGCUGACUGCAAACAAACCUCGGCGUUUGUUGCCAAACAGGAACCUCUGGAUAUGGUUGACGAGUCGUCCGAAAUGGAUGAGCCCUUCCCGCUGCCGACAUCACCCCGUACCUGCCUUUGGAGCGGGUGCAAUGUGGAGCUGCCGGAUCAACGGCAGCUUGUGGCACACAUCGAGAAGCAGCACGUGGAACCGAAGCGGGGCGAGGUGUUCGGAUGCCAGUGGUUGGACUGUCCGCGUCUGCAUCGUCCGUUCAAUGCCCGGUACAAGCUGCUGAUCCACAUGCGCGUACACAGCGGAGAAAAGCCCAACAAAUGUCCGUUCCCGAGCUGUAAGAAGGCUUUCUCGCGGUUGGAAAAUCUGAAAAUCCACCAACGGUCGCACACAGGCGAACGGCCCUACAACUGCCAGUUCCAAGGCUGCGCCAAGGCGUUCAGCAACAGCUCGGAUCGUGCCAAGCAUCAGCGCACACAUUACGACACGAAACCGUACGCCUGUCAACUGCCCGGCUGCAACAAACGCUACACCGAUCCUUCCAGCUUGCGCAAGCACGUCAAAAAUCAUGGCACUCGCACUACGGAGAUACAGUUGCGUAGGAAAACGGUAGUACAGCACGAACCUGCCGCCACGCGGCGCUUCUCCGAACCGGCCCUAUCGAGCAUGGACGCGUUCAAUCUGGAACUGGACGAUGUGUUUGAAAAAGCUGCCAGCCAUGUGCAGGGCCAGCAACUGGACAGUCCUUCCUCGGGGCUGGAUACACCGGGCGGAACGCCCGAAGGUCGUACCACGAUGGAUGACUUUAACGAUAUGUCCAGCUGUCUGAUGAAAAUCCUUCAACAACCUAAUGCUGCUACCGGUGCGGAUAGUAGCUGUACGGCGGACCUGGAGAGCAAUCGCUUUCUGAUGGAAAACUUGGGACUUUCGUUCGAGAGUGAUGCAAACUAUUCGAACGAUGAGGGUAGCGUGCUGUCGUGUCGAAUUCGAACCAACGAUACCGAGGGACCGGAACGCGAAAGGACACUGUCGGCGUUUAGCACCGAGUUUGAUUAUUUCGGGGCCGUAGUGUGAGGGGCCAUGAUGGUUGGAGUUUUGUUUUUUGGGACAAUUUUAGGGACCUUGAUAGCUAGACAAUAGACGAUCUUCCACUAUCAUUCAUCAUUCUUGACAAUAGCUUUUGGACUUUAGAUGUAAGCUUUUAGUAGCAGCAUUAGCUAGUAGGAUUUGUUGACAUGGCGCGAGCUGUCUUUCGCUCAGUGGUCUUCCAUCUUUGUUACACGCUUGUUAUGAAAGCUAAAGACAUUUCCAAAGAUGAUUAGUUAAGGCUAUUAACUCGUUAAGGUGACACUCUUGUUUAGGAUAAUUUUUUUGGAUUUUUUUCUUGUGCAAUUCUACACUCUCUCUAAACUAUUUGUAAGACACAUUACUUAUGUAGAAAAAAAGAAGAAGAGACCCUUUCUCACAUGUGUCGUUCAUUGGAAGCAAAUGUGAUUUUCGGCAAUAAGUGAAACGGAAACCAAAUUUUCUUGUACAAAAAAAAAAUAGGGGGCAAUGUACUUCGAUGGAAAAUUUAGUAUUAUAUAUGUGUUUGUGUGCGUUUUGCGUGUUAGUAGUUGUAGCGAGAUACUCCUUAUCGAUGAUGUAUACAUUUUGCAAAUGCAAAGAGAUAGUUAGCUUAUUUUUUGUAUAAAGUUUUAGUAAAAUUUAGUAGUAUCAACAUCCAAAAAAGACAUUUUUAUAUUUUUUUAAGACAAUAAGGGGAGUAAAUAAAAUGGUAUACUACGCUA
This is a messenger RNA of Anopheles stephensi (Asian malaria mosquito), 4185 nucleotides long. RefSeq lists its product as uncharacterized. Gene Ontology annotation, cellular component: nucleus. Bases 1355 to 3469 code for a protein of 704 amino acids. The record is from RefSeq and is a predicted model, not a curated record. Gene Ontology annotation, biological process: regulation of transcription by RNA polymerase II. NCBI's taxonomy places the organism in Eukaryota, Metazoa, Arthropoda, Insecta, Diptera, Culicidae. Gene Ontology annotation, molecular function: RNA polymerase II cis-regulatory region sequence-specific DNA binding; DNA-binding transcription factor activity, RNA polymerase II-specific. The transcript has 3 exons.